AUGGCCACAAAUUUUAUAAAUUCAUUCAUUCAUUCCAACCCGCCUCCCCACACCUCCCACUGUCCCCAUGCCACGGCGGCCCAACCCACCUCAUCACUGCCCCUGACUUCUGGUGGCCCAACUCACCCCCCAACUGUCCUGCGCCAUGCCAGCCCAAUGACCCUCCCCACCAUCCACACGCCCCGAAGGCCCAAUCCACCCACCACCAUUCCCGCAUCCCAACGUCCCAACCUGCCUCUCCACUGUCCCUGUGCCCCAGAGACCCAACACGCCUAUAUUGUCCCUGUGCCAGAGACUGAAAUUGCCUCCCUACUGUCCCCGUACACUGGAGGCAUAGCUCGCCUCCCCUCUGUCCACAAGCCUCGCAGCCCAACCCAUCUCUCCACCAUCCACAGGCCUCAGCAGUCCAACCCGACUUCCACUGUUCAUGUACCUUGA
Macrobrachium nipponense is the source of this 438-nucleotide messenger RNA. RefSeq lists its product as uncharacterized. The record is from RefSeq and is a predicted model, not a curated record. Bases 1 to 438 code for a protein of 145 amino acids. Lineage: Eukaryota; Metazoa; Arthropoda; Malacostraca; Decapoda; Palaemonidae. The transcript has a single exon.